This is a messenger RNA of Myotis brandtii (Brandt's bat), 5989 nucleotides long. RefSeq names its product phosphodiesterase 6A, cGMP-specific, rod, alpha (gene PDE6A). Gene Ontology annotation, molecular function: protein binding; 3',5'-cyclic-nucleotide phosphodiesterase activity. NCBI's taxonomy places the organism in Eukaryota, Metazoa, Chordata, Mammalia, Chiroptera, Vespertilionidae. Gene Ontology annotation, biological process: signal transduction. The coding region runs from base 160 to 2745 and encodes 861 amino acids. The record is from RefSeq and is a predicted model, not a curated record. The transcript has 22 exons.
UGUCCUAUGCAGCCACAUCUGUGAGAUUUGCAGACAAGACCCAGAGAAGUCGCGGUGGAGCAGAACGCAUCCUGACUCAGUUUUGCCACAGACGACCAAACUGUCCUCAGAAGGCCAGCCUCAGCCCCUCCACGGAAGUAACCACUGAACUUCCCAGCCAUGGACGAGGUGACGGAAGAGGAGGUGGAGAAGUUUCUGGACUCAAAUGUCGGCUUUGCCAAACAGUAUUACGACCUCCGCUACCGAGCUAAGGUCAUCUCAGACUUGCUGGGGGCCAAGGAGGCAGCCGUGGACUUCAGCAACUACCACCCGCUGAGCAGUGUGGAGGAGAGUGAAAUCAUCUUCGACCUCCUGCGGGACUUCCAGGAGAACUUGCAGGCCGAGAAAUGCAUCUUCAAUGUCAUGAAGAAGCUGUGCUUCCUCCUGCAGGCAGACCGCAUGAGCCUGUUCAUGUACAGGGCCCGGAAUGGCAUCGCGGAGCUGGCCACCCGCCUCUUCAAUGUCCACAAAGAUGCUGCCCUUGAGGAGUGUCUGGUGGUGCCCGACUCCGAGAUUGUGUUCCCCCUGGACAUGGGCGUGGUGGGCCACGUCGCACACUCUAAAAAGCUCACCAACGUCCCCAACACAGAAGAGGAUGAACAUUUCUGUGACUUCGUGGACACCCUCACAGAGUACCAGACCAAGAACAUCUUGGCUUCCCCCAUAAUGAAUGGGAAGGACGUGGUGGCCAUAAUCAUGGCUGUGAAUAAAGUGGGUGGGCCCCACUUCACCAAGAGCGACGAAGAGAUUCUGCUCAAGUACCUCAAUUUUGCAAAUCUAAUUAUGAAGGUGUUCCAUCUGAGUUACCUGCACAACUGUGAGACUCGGCGUGGUCAGAUACUGCUGUGGUCGGGGAGCAAAGUCUUUGAAGAGCUUACGGACAUUGAGAGGCAGUUCCACAAAGCCCUGUACACGGUCCGAGCCUUCCUCAACUGCGACAGAUACUCUGUGGGGCUUUUAGACAUGACCAAGCAGAAGGAAUUUUUUGAUGUGUGGCCAGUACUGAUGGGUGAAGCUCCACCAUACACUGGCCCAAGGACUCCGGAUGGAAGGGAAAUCAACUUUUACAAGGUCAUCGAUUACAUCUUGCAUGGCAAGGAAGACAUCAAAGUAAUCCCGAAUCCACCUUCUGACCACUGGGCUUUAGCAAGUGGUCUUCCCACUUAUGUUGCUCAAAAUGGCUUGAUCUGCAACAUCAUGAACGCGCCUGCAGAGGACUUUUUUGAAUUCCAGAAAGAGCCUCUGGACGAGUCUGGGUGGGUGAUUAAAAAUGUCCUUUCUAUGCCUAUUGUGAACAAGAAGGAAGAAAUUGUUGGGGUGGCCACGUUUUACAAUCGCAAAGAUGGGAAGCCCUUCGAUGAAAUGGACGAGACCCUCAUGGAGUCUUUGGCUCAGUUCCUGGGCUGGUCUGUCUUAAAUCCUGAUACCUAUGAGUCAAUGAACAAACUGGAAUAUCGGAAGGAUAUUUUCCAGGAUAUGGUAAAAUAUCAUGUGAAGUGUGACAAUGAAGAAAUCCAGAAAAUCCUGAAAACCAGAGAGGUGUAUGGAAAGGAACCGUGGGAUUGCGAGGAAGAGGAGCUGGCUGAGAUCCUGCAAGAAGAGCUGCCAGAUGCAGAGAAAUAUGAAAUUAAUAAAUUCCACUUCAGUGACCUGCCCCUGACGGAACUGGAGCUGGUGAAAUGUGGGAUACAGAUGUAUUAUGAGCUCAAAGUGGUAGAUAAAUUUCAUAUUCCACAGGAGGCGCUGGUGCGGUUCAUGUACUCCCUGAGCAAGGGCUACCGCAGGAUCACCUACCACAACUGGCGGCAUGGCUUCAACGUGGGGCAGACCAUGUUCUCCUUGCUGGUGACCGGAAAGCUGAAACGAUACUUCACAGACCUGGAGGCCUUGGCCAUGGUCACCGCUGCCUUCUGCCACGACAUCGACCACAGAGGCACCAACAACCUCUACCAGAUGAAAUCCCAGAACCCACUGGCCAAGCUCCAUGGCUCCUCCAUCUUGGAAAGACACCACUUGGAGUUUGGAAAAACAUUGCUGCGAGAUGAGGGCUUGAACAUCUUCCAAAACCUCAAUCGCAGGCAGCACGAACAUGCAAUCCACAUGAUGGACAUAGCCAUCAUUGCCACAGACCUCGCCCUGUAUUUCAAGAAGAGGACAAUGUUCCAAAAGAUUGUGGACCAAUCGAAGACAUUUGAAACGCAACAGGAGUGGACGCAGUACAUGAUGCUGGAACAGACGCGGAAGGAAAUCGUUAUGGCCAUGAUGAUGACCGCCUGUGAUCUCUCAGCCAUCACCAAGCCCUGGGAGGUGCAGAGCAAGGUAGCUCUGCUGGUUGCUGCUGAAUUCUGGGAACAAGGUGACCUGGAGCGCACGGUGCUGCAGCAGAACCCCAUUCCCAUGAUGGACAGAAACAAGGCGGACGAACUCCCCAAGCUGCAGGUCGGCUUCAUUGACUUUGUCUGCACCUUCGUCUACAAGGAAUUCUCCCGCUUCCAUGAGGAGAUCACUCCCAUGCUGGAUGGGAUCACCAACAACCGCAAGGAGUGGAAAGCACUUGCUGAUGAGUAUGAGGCCAAGAUGAAGGCUCUGGAAGAGGAGAAGCAGAAGCAGCAGGCAGCCAAGCAAGCAGCCACGGGAAAUCAGCCUGGGGGGAACCCCGGCCCUGGAGGGGGCGCACCUGCAUCCAAGUCCUGCUGUAUCCAGUAGCCCACGGGGGACCCGCUGACCAGAAUGGCACUGCCCUGCGUGGGAAGAGAUCACCCAAGCCACGGGCGAACAGGACACCUCCUGAGAAGUCAAAGUCAUAAGAGUUGCAAGCUGAAUGAGACUUUAGCUUACAUCUUAGUGAGGGGCUUUCAAGUUCUCAGCCUUGAGAGCUUUUGAUUGAGCUAAAACCGACAUUCUAACUGUCAUAGACAUCAAUGAAAUAUGUAAGGAAUGCCAGGUUCAACUGCCCACAGAGUCAUGUUUUUGUCCUUACACUUUCAUUUCUACUUUAUUCUAAACAUUUUCAAUCAUUCUCAAAAGUAGAGAAUUAUACAAUGCACCCCCACCUCUCACCCUAUUCCUAUAGGGAGCUUCUGCCACCUUUGUUUCAUCUGUCCUUUUAUAUUCUUCACCUUUUUCUUGGCUGAAGUAUUUAAAAGAAAAUUCCAGACAGACCAUUCCAGACAUUUGGGCGUUUUCUGAUGUAACCACAUCAUUAUCACAAACAACAAACGGACACCUAGCACCCAGGGCGGUUAUGCUGUGACGAGCUGUCCGAACCCUCUACUGUAGAGAGAAGGACUUGUGGUUCCAGCAGCUGAGUGCUGCCAGCAGACACCCCUGUGCCGCCCCUUUGGGGAUGACCUCAGCUGCACGGAGACACUUCGCCCAAGGGCACACCCUUCCCCUGGGUGGCCUGCAGCUCACGGCUGAUCCAUGCCAGGAGUUAAGGUCUGGCCCUGUUGGCCCAACAUGGGACAGCUCUGCAGGGCCACCCCAGCUCCAGGACGAGGUCCACUGCAGAGGCUGCCUUCUGGGGAACCCAGCUCGGGACAGCAGUUCUCCCCCAUUGUCUCAGCUAUGUCUUUAAGAGUUGGUUUGCUCGAAUCUGACCCAGACAAGUUCUAAACUUUUAGCCGUCUUUUAAGUGGUUUUAAAUCUUUUUUCUUGUUGCAGAGUGUCAGUUGGCCCAUAUUCUGGAUGUAUCCGUUGGUUUCCUCUGCCCCUGGUUCUCCUACAAGUGGGUGUUGGCUCCAGUUGCUUGGAGGAGGAGUACAUGGUUCCUCCGAACUGUCUGUAAACCACGGAUCUGCUCUCACCUCCCUUUUUUAGGUAAAUGAGGAGCUCGAGGGCCAGCCAGGGGAUGGGCUGUGCGAAGUUCACGGCACAGUUCCCUGGCUUCCCUCCAGGAGCCGAAGCCCACGCUCAGAGAACACAGUGUACGGUGCUCGGGUCCCUGGACUCCCACAGCAGGUCAACCGGAGUUCCUGACGCAUGAGCCCUGCCCACGGUUUCAGUCAUGUCAACAGGGAGCUGGGCCUGGAACCCUCAUCUCUUACCUCCCAUGCUGGAUUUUCUGGCCUGAAAGGGACACUUUCAGAGGAGUGGUCUUUUAAGCAAAGGCAUGUCCCUGAGCACGUCACAUGUAGUGGUUAAGUGGCAGAGUACAGAAGUGGCACCCAGGAAUACACAGGCGAUGCUGCCGGUGCAGGCUCUGCCCCGUGGGCAGGUUCCCUCCACUCUCUGUCGUCCUCAGCCUUCCCUCCUGGGUCAUGAUCCUUGCCACGCGCCUACGGUUCGUACCAAUGAGAACACGCACGAUGAGGGUUGCACCUCAUGUUGACAAAGUGCCUCUAAUGUCCUAGGUACUGUGCAUGGUCUAAAUUCAUCCUCACAAACAACCCGAUAGGGUGGAAAUGAUUACUAGCCCCAUUUAUCACAUGACGAGGAAGAGACUCAGAGAGGUUAAGAAACCUGCCCAAGGACACCCAGCGGAUAAGUGGUGAAGUCAGGACUCAAAGCCAAGCAGCCUGACACUAGGUCCUGGCUUAUCAUCAUUUUGCCUGCAAUCAUUUUGUACUGCUUCUGAGAAUCAGCCUGAUUUAGGACCUUGGAGUCCAUCUAAGCAGAUCAUCUUAUUUCAUAUUUGGGGAUGCCAGGGUCCUAAGAGGUACCUUGUCUAAGUUUGCACAACACCGAGGUGGCAGAGCCGGGUCUCAAACACAGGCUCCCAUUCUAUUUCUUGCGCCACCGACUGCACCUUGGGCUUUGUGGCUUGGUUGCCUCCCUGGCUCUGUACAGUCAUCAGGCCAUGGACAGACGCCUCUCACGCGCCCAUUCAUGAGUUCCUGACUAGUGGGGCUGGGCACCCUGCCAUGAAUGGAGGAGCACCCCGUUCUCCUGGAGGUGGGCAUCUAGUAAUGGGGUGACAGAUACUGAGUCAUCAAUCACAUAACCUCUCUAAGGACUCUCAUUCCUGCCAGAGAGCCUGCCGCUAAGUGUAGCCACCCUGCUCAUUUUUAAAGGGAAAAAUUACGUGUUCUCUUCCCACCAAAGAAAUCCAGACAAAUUCCAGAUUGGAAAAAAAUAAAUCAUCCGAACAAUGACAGACUAUUUCUGUAGGCAAAAAAACCAUCAAUUUGAGAAUCGUUUGCACAUAAGAUGGAAUGGCUUACUGCACCUGUUAUUUGUAUGUGAUUUUCUUCACCAGCGUUUCAACUCUCUGGGGGCACAUGAGUAUCGUGCACUCAGAUUGCACUUAAAAAUACUGAUGUUAAAAAACAAAACAUGAACGCAGCUUUAGGGCAAAAUAAAGGCUAGACACAGAGUGCUUUGAGACUGAGGAAAUACACACACAGCCAAGGCUCAGUCUUGGAAAAUGCCACUUCGGCACUCGGGCUGGGGGUAAGUGAGCAAAGGGAAACGUUUCUAGCUCACCUAAAACUACGGCGCACAAUUCAAAUCUGUUCUCCGCUGCCUCUGACCAAAAGUUGCUUUAGAGUCAUCAGUUGGUGAGUGUUUCUGCCUGAAACCACAAUGUCAAAAUAUGGCAUCCAGCACCUUCAUUUAGUGUGCCUGUGUGAAAAGUUGCUGCACCCAAACAAGGGAGUCCUUGUGCAGAAAGUGGUAGAGCUUUCUAAAAGUCACGGCCAAAGCCAGUCAUGGGACAUCUGUUACUCGAGGGAAGUCUGAAUGAUUCAUUAUGACCCAUGAAAAGCGCUGUGAAGGAAUGAAAAGUGAGCUCAGAAAAUUCUGGACGGGGUGCGGGACACACCUUGACCAGGGUCUUUGCUGAGAAGGUGACACCAAGACCAGAAUCCUUUCCCCUGCCCCUCAAUGACACGCAGGACCAACAAAGAAAGACACACCUGGGCAGGGCGGUGGGUGGUAUUUCCUUUUUAAUCUCCAUAGUGUAUUUGUUAAGUUUAUUUAUAAGCAGAUCACUUCACUAUUUACAGUACAU